CCCAUACUUUGGAAUUAUGAAACUAUUAAAAAUCGUGACGGGCAAUUUUCUUCAAAAAACUGUAAAGUAAGACACGUCUAAUCAUUUGCUAAGUUGAUCUUGAAAGUAAAUGGUUUGGGAAACAGUGAAAAAAGAGAUGACAAUCACCAGAAUUUUAUUAGCGGUAGUGGCGAUACUUCUGUGCAUUUACUUGGCUUUUGGACUUCCCCACGGAACUGAAAACGUUAAAGAGAAUAAUGAACAGGGGCUUGAGAUGCUAAAUUGGGUUCGUGAAUAUUUAGAGAGAAACGCAUCUCAACCAACACAUCCUCAAGCACUUAACAGCUCCAUUCCCACGAGCACCUCUAAACCUCGCAAAUUCUAUUCUAUUGCCCCUCCAAUCAAAAAACCUGAGGAUGAAACCCAAAACACAAAACAUAAUAAUUUAAAUGUUGGCAACAAUACUCAUACCACAUCGUCACCUCAUUCGAUAAAUGCAAACACGAACUCCUCGGAACCAGAGCUAGAUCUUAUUUUUGUAUUUGACGUCAAAGACCAAUCAGAACACAAAGAUGAACCAGAACACAGAGAUCAAUCAGAAUACAAAGAUCAAUCAGAAUACAAAGAUCAAUCAGAAUACAAAGACACGAUACUUGAUGUAAAAAAUAGAGGUACAAAGCACGUUGAUAAAAUAAUGCUAAAUCAUGUGAUUUUCUCUAAAACGGUCCGAGUGAGUAAAGUGGAAGAAGUGUUCGAAGAUCUAGUAGCUCAAAAUGUCAGACGCAUCAUAAAAGAAGACAGGGCAGAAAAAAUAGAAAUAUCAAGAAAUAAAGAAACGGAAACGAUAGGAGAUGAAUUUGGUAUUAAAGAUCUUCUUUCGCUAUAGAUUGAAAAAUAUUUUGUAUAAUUUAAAGCAUAUUUAAAUGCUAAAUAAUGCACUUAUAGCCCACGUGCUCAUUAGACUUUAUCUGUACUUGUUUUCUAGAAAUAAAUCCUAAAAGUUAA
Messenger RNA from Parasteatoda tepidariorum (common house spider), 984 nucleotides. RefSeq lists its product as uncharacterized. The record is from RefSeq and is a predicted model, not a curated record. Lineage: Eukaryota; Metazoa; Arthropoda; Arachnida; Araneae; Theridiidae.